This is a messenger RNA of Populus trichocarpa (black cottonwood), 1590 nucleotides long. RefSeq names its product probable protein phosphatase 2C 34. Bases 383 to 1489 code for a protein of 368 amino acids. Gene Ontology annotation, molecular function: protein serine/threonine phosphatase activity. Gene Ontology annotation, biological process: protein dephosphorylation. The transcript is spliced from 6 exons. Lineage: Eukaryota; Viridiplantae; Streptophyta; Magnoliopsida; Malpighiales; Salicaceae. The record is from RefSeq and is a predicted model, not a curated record.
UCAAAGUCCUUUACAAGGAAAAAAAAGGCUUACUACAAAAGCAAAAACAGUGUUUUGUUUUUGUGCUUGUACGUUUAACAAAAGGAUUCUUUCUUUCUCCGUGUCUGUCUUUGUUAUCUUCUCCAAAAGAUAAAAAGAGAGGAGGAGAACAUUAUUAUGGACUGUGAUUUAUCUCUAUAUCCUCUUUCUCGAAUUCUCAGCUCAUUUUGUCCCAUUCCCUGCAUCAACUUCCGGCAGAUGAUGUCAUCUUUCUGGCAGCAGUUCCCUCUUCUCUAAGCUCUUCUCUGCUCUUCUUUAGCAUCAAGAGUUUUGAAUCUACAAAAAGCUAGAGAACCAUACCAUAUUGUGGUCCGUGGUGGCCAUUUGAAUUGAAACAAAGACGAUGGGGCAUUUUUCAUCAAUGUUCAAUGGAUUGGCAAAGUCAUUUACAAUAAGAAAAGUGAAGAGUAAUGGGAAUGGUGAUGGAAGAGAAGCCGCAGAGGCAAUGGCGAAAGAUGCAAAGAAGAAUGAAAUGAUCUUAAGAUCAUCUGGCUGUGUAAAUGUUGAUGGAUCGAAAAAUUUUGCCUCAGUUUUCUCAAGGAGAGGCGAGAAAGGAGUGAAUCAAGAUUGCUGCAUUGUAUGGGAGGAAUUUGGGUGUCAAGCAGACAUGACAUUUUGUGGGAUAUUUGAUGGCCAUGGUCAAUGGGGCCAUUUUGUGGCGAAGAAAGUCCGAGAAUCGAUGGCUACAUCUCUUCUGUGUAAUUGGCAGGAGACUCUUGCUCAAUGUUCACUUGAUCCAGAUAUUGACUUGGAAUCGGAUAAAAAACAUCAAAGAUUCAAUAUGUGGAAACAUUCCUACCUAAAAACUUGUGCUGCUGUUGAUCAAGAGCUAGAGCAGCAUCGGAAAAUAGAUUCAUUCUAUAGUGGAACAACUGCCCUGACAAUUGUUAGACAGGGUGAACAUAUUUUUGUAGCAAAUGUUGGCGACUCUCGCGCUGUAUUGGCUACAACAGCAGAUGAUGGAAGCCUGGUACAGGUUCAGCUUACUGUAGAUUUCAAGCCUAAUUUACCCCAGGAGACUGAACGGAUACUUCAGUGCCGGGGACGUGUAUUCUGUCUAGAUGAUGAGCCAGGUGUGCACAGAGUUUGGCAGCCAGAUGCAGAAUCACCCGGACUGGCAAUGUCCAGAGCCUUUGGCGAUUACUGUGUAAAGAAUUUCGGGCUUAUUUCGGUGCCUGAAGUUACACAAAGGCAUCUAACUAGCGAGGAUCAAUUUGUUAUCCUGGCAACUGAUGGGGUAUGGGAUGUAAUCUCCAAUCAAGAAGCAGUACAAAUUGUGUCGUCGACACCAGAUAGGGCAAAGGCAGCUAAGCGUCUAGUUCAGUCUGCUGUCCAUGCUUGGAAACGCAAAAGGAAAGGGAUUGCCAUGGAUGAUAUAUCAGCCAUUUGCCUCUUCGUUCACUCCUCCCCUCAAUCUCAACAAGUCCAUGCUGUUAGUACACCAAAAUAGUGAUCAUAAAAUGUAAAUGAGCAAGGUUGUUGUCGCUUCUCCUUGAUGUUCAUUUACUCGAGACAUUUCAAUUUAGUUGAUUAGAAAAGGUGUUCAUGCCA